Molecule: messenger RNA, 1957 nt
Organism: Closterium sp. NIES-67
Lineage: Eukaryota; Viridiplantae; Streptophyta; Zygnematophyceae; Desmidiales; Closteriaceae
Source: the annotation of a GenBank genome assembly
UCUAAACUGUCAGUGAGCAGCAUCAGUCAGUGGUCGUGCUGGUCAGUCAGUCAGUAGAGAAGACGACCAUUAGUCGCUGAUAGUUAUUUGGUUUAUUGAAUCUGACAGUGGACCAAAUUUUCGUCACGGUAGCACCAUCGCAUUGCCGUGAGCAUCCAAGCUGAAUCGCGCGGAAAAUUAUCGCCUUGCAUCUGCAGAAGCCGUGUUCUUGAUCGGCUUCCUUCUGGCUGUUCCAUCCGGCUCUCUCCAUCUUCGGCCUUGGCUGCAACUUGAGGGGAUCGGUUGAGAUACAAAGCCUUGUCGAUUGUAUCGCAGGCUAGAAUCGCUUACUGUCUGUUGUAGAUCCUUUCCUUUCUGGUCGUUAUCCCGACGUGAACUGCUUGGUAGUCUUCCCGAGGCGAAGAAGUGUUUUCGCCAUGGAUCCUCCAGCUGCAUCGCAAGGCACAACGAUCGGCUCGAAGCCUCAAGAGACCCGUAGAGUGUCCUUCUCCGAGCGCCAGCAGCAGCGACGGCGAGGCCUCAACUCACGAAGAUCUCUUAACGCGUCUGACAAUAACGAUGCGUCCGGCUCCCCGACAGCUCAAUCUGGAAAUGGUCCGAACGGAGGCAGUUUUGGCUUCAGAGGACAUCGCAUGAAACCGGAUAAAGUGACCUUUUCCGAGCGCCAGCGGCUAAGAAAAGCCGGCGAGCUCGAAGAGGAGGAUGCGAAGCCGAUCUUCGGCAACCGAAUGAAGACCAAGGUGACGUUUUCGGAGCGGCAACGGCAGAAGCUGCGGCGGAGAAAGACGCUGAACGAGCUGGAAACGCUAGAGUGCGUCGACGGCGAAUUCGGGUUCAGCUGGUCGGAAUACGCGUCGGAUUCGUCGUCAGAAGCGCCGACUCCGGCGGGUGGUUUGGAGAAGGUCGAAUUUGGGGAAGAGCUGAGGGAGGAAACGGGGGAAGCUGGCGAGGGGGUGGUGGCGGGAGCGGCGUGGAAGGGAAAUCGCGGGUUCAGAGUGCAGAUUCGCCUGGGUGGAGCGGCGAAGAAGCUCGUCAGUGGAGCCAUUGCUGGAGGAGUAUCACGAACAGUGGUGGCUCCGCUGGAGACGAUCCGCACGCACCUGAUGGUGGGGAGCUCGGGGCACCGCUCGAUCGGCGGCGUGUUCCGCUGGAUCAUGCAGAAAGAGGGCUGGCGCGGGCUGUUCCGCGGGAAUGCCAUCAAUGUGAUCCGCGUCGCUCCCGGCAAGGCAGUGGAGCUCUUCACAUACGACACUGUGAAGAAGCUGCUUACACCAGCGGACGGUGGCAAACCCAUCAUUCCCAUCCCGCCGUCCUCCAUUGCCGGGUCCGCUGCGGGCGUGGCGGCCUGCUGCCUCAUGUACCCGCUCGAGCUCGUCAAGACGCGGCUGACCAUUCAGCCUGGCGAGUACCGCAGCAUUCUGCAUGCCUUCUACCGCAUUGUCACAGAGGAGGGCGUGCACGAGCUCUACCGCGGGCUGGGGCCCAGCCUCAUAGGCAUUGUGCCGUACGCGGGGUCCAACUACUUUGCCUACGACACGCUGCGCACGCUGUACAAGCAGGUCACCAAGAAGGACAAGAUUGAGCCGCUCGCCACGCUCAUCAUUGGGUCGCUGGCUGGCGCUGCUGCUGCCUCUGCCACAUUCCCCCUGGAAGUGGCUCGGAAGCAGAUGCAAGUGGGGGCUUUGAAGGGCCGUGUGGUGUACAAGGGAACACUCGACUGUAUUCAGCGGAUUGUUCAGGAGCAGGGAAUUCAAGGGCUCUACAGGGGCCUUGUGCCAUCUUGCGUUAAGCUGAUGCCCGCUGCAGGCAUCUCCUUCAUGUGCUAUGAGGCGCUCAAGCAUGUCUUUGUUGAGGAUGAUAAGGUUACAGUAGCUAAACCGGCAGUUGCCUGACAAUGUUAGUGCAUUCUAAGUUGAUUCGGAUCACUGCUAUGCCCUUGGCACUUGAGUGAAGAUGU